Messenger RNA from Oryctolagus cuniculus (rabbit), 4487 nucleotides. Lineage: Eukaryota; Metazoa; Chordata; Mammalia; Lagomorpha; Leporidae. The record is from RefSeq and is a predicted model, not a curated record.
AGGUCUGUCUGCUCUACAACAAGGGUGGCGACGCCCUCUAUGGCUACUGCAACCUCAAGGACAAGUGCAACAAGUUCCACGUGUGCAAGUCCUUCGUCAGGGGCGAGUGCAGGCUGCUGUCCUGCAGGCGGUCCCAUCAGCUCAUUCACGCCAGACAAUGCAGCUUCUGCUACCGAGCGUCCACAGGGCCUCGAGCGACCAGGAGCGCCUGUGGCUGGCCGUGCGGACUCCAGGCCUUUGGGCUCUGCCUCUGCUCCCGCAGCCAGGAAGCCCUGCCCAGGCAGACCUGGAGAUGUGGCUCGGAAGUAAGAAGUGGCUGGUCCAGCUCCAGCUCGGAGACCUGCAGGGGCUGCGACUGUCGGGCCUUAGUUUGUAACCUCCAAUGUUUGUCAACGAUGGCCUUCCCAAUUCCUACCUCACGGUGUCUGAGAAUUAAAGAGGAGAGAACAUCAGAGCGGGAUGGCUUGGCCCUGAGCGGGCAGCCAGGGGUAGAACAGUGCAGACAGGGGUCCAGGGCAAACCCUGAAGGCGCAGCUCCUGCCUGCAGCUCCUGGGCUGUCCCUGGGCUGGCUGGGUGGAGCUCAUUGAGGGGUGGGUUUCUGCUGAUCUGCUUGGUGGUCCAGCUGGUGCUUUCAUACAGUGAUGAUCAGAGUACGGACACUUUGUACACUUUUAUACCUAGUUGUUUUGUACAGUGGUGAUCAGAGUACAGACACUUUGUACACACACUUUUAUACCUAGUUGUUUUGUACAAUGGUGAUCAGAGUAUGGAUACUUUGUACACACACUUUUAUACCUAGUUGUUUUGUACAGUGGUGAUCAGAGUACGGAUACUUUAUACAUACUUUUAUACCUAGUUGUUUCGUAAGCAUAUUACUGUAUUUGUUCACAUUUAUCAUGCACAAUCACUUAUUUGCACAGAUACAUAAUAUAUCACAGUUUAUUUAACUACCUCCCUUAUUCUGGGGUAUCUGAGUUCUUUGUAAAACAUUUUUGAAAACUUUUAAAAUCUGCACAGUAUUGAAUUUUUAAAGCUGUUCUUUGCUUAGCUUACAGGUGCUAAAUGGUACUGUCUCGAUUGGCGUUUCUCUACAUACGUGUGAGUGCACUGUUGGCUGUGUGCUUUUUCAUUUUACCCAAGGUCUUUUAUUACUGGAGCCCUCUGCUGUGCCGGUGAGGGAGGCCUUCGUUUUUGUCAAAGGGUGUCAGCCGUUUGUGCACUUGGCACAGCCUGGUAGGCCCACUCCAGCCACUGGCACGGAGUGUGGAGAUUUCUACCUCACCCCGCCUGUUCUCACCUCCUCUAACUCUGCCAGAGCCCACCGGCUGUAGUUAGAAGCUGUGUGGUCCAUCUCUUCCCCUGAAUUGUGUCCGUUCUUUCUGUGGGUCAGGACGGACCCUCAGAAAUCAGUGCGCCUCACUCCUUGCAGCCCUCUCUGCCCCCGGGCUGUCUUCCUCACGGCUCCUGUAGAAGUCGUGUUCUUCAGGAGCUACUUUGCUGUUUGUCGUGAUAAUACCCCAAGUGUCGUCGGAUAAAACGGUGCUUUUUCAAAGAAUACCCUGAGAGGAAUGCAGACAUGUCCUUGUUAACUGAGAUGUGGUGUUUUCUCCUCAUGGACAGGAAGUCGUGCGAUUUGUUUGAAUCUCACUUUGUUGUCAACAGCAACAUUGUCUCUGGAAACUCGUACAUCUGCAUAUUUGGGAGCCUGAUUUUUCCUGGUGCUCAUUUUUAAAAAGAUUUUUAUGCUUAAUUAUUAUUAUUUACACUUUAUUAUUACACUAAGCAUUUAUUUUGUUAUAAGCCAUCUUAAAUCCUUAACUGAAGUACAGUAGGUAUAGAUGCAUGUCUUUCACAUUAUUGCCUUGUUUUUAUAUAUAUUAUAAUUAUGCUCUUACAUAUGAAUUAUGCUCUUACAUAUAAUUAUGCUCUUCAUACAUAUUGGCUCUCUGUAAUCUUUGUUACACUAUUUCACUUAGUUUUAUGAUAUUCCAUUUUAAUUGUAGUUGUGUUGGCCUUCAGUCUAUAAAGUUGUCUUCUGUAAUCCUACCUAUCCUUUUUUCAUUUGCAUCGAUGACCCAACUGUUAAGAAAAUCAUCACUGUGUUAUAGUUGGCGAUAACCUGGUUUCUGUUUGCUAGUUUGUUUUAAUUUGAGAGACAGAAAGAGACAGAGCUGGCAUCUGCUCGCUCGCUGCCUGCAGUGGCGGGGGCUGGACCGACGCCCAAGGCAGGAACCCGGAGCUCAGUGCAGGUCCCAUGGGGGUGUCGGGGACCUGACCACUUGGUGCACGUGAGCAGGGAGCUGGAGCCGGGCUCAGAUCCAGGCCCUCUGGUCUGGGAUGGGGACAUGGUGCCCACCAGCCCAGACACUGUCCCCGGGGACAUGGUGCCCACCAGCCCAGACACUGUCCCCGGGGACAUGGUGCCCACCAGCCCAGACACUGUCCCCGGGGACAUGGUGCCCACCAGCCCAGACACUGUCCCCGGGGACAUGGUGCCCACCAGCCCAGACACUGUCCCCGGGGACAUGGUGCCCACCAGCCCAGACACUGUCCCCGGGGACAUGGUGCCCACCAGCCCAGGCACUGUCCCUGGGGACAUGGUGCCCACCAGCCCAGGCACUGUCCCCGGGGACAUGGUGCCCACCAGCCCAGGCACUGUCCCCAGGGACAUGGUGCCCACCAGCCCAGACACUGUCCCCAGAGGUGAGCUCUCUCCAGCAUUUUCUAAGCUGGAUUCCUGAUUUGCCUCCAGCUUGUCUCUCCUGCUGUCUCCUUAGCUUUUGAUGCCAGCACUGGCCGGGGCUUCGGCAGGUGACUCUGCUGUCCUGUGCCCGGCUUUUCCCUGUCGCCUGUGCAGCGCUGCUAACGCAGAGUGGGAGCUGUUCCCCUCGCAGAAGCUCUCGGAUCCACACCUUCCUUUCCGCCGUCUGCACGCGGCCUUGGUUUGCAGCCUCUCACCUGUUGCGUGUCUUUUGCAGGUGCCUAACUCCAGUUUCAGUUGUCUGUGGGAGGUAACCCCGUCGAUGGUGGAGGCCCCAUUUUUACAACCUUUAGUGCUGCAGGCUUUUGUGGGGCUCACUGAUCCCACUGCCCUCUCCUGCCCUUCACCCGGCUGCCUGCCGGAUCUUCUGAAAACCAACCUGAUCCUGGCCGCUCUUGGUCUCUGCUGGGAGCCCACCCCUCUCCAUCGUGUGGAGCUGAAGAGCCGCAUGCCCCCGGGACCAGAAAGAUGACUUAAAUGGCUGCAGUGGACUGGGUGCGAGGAGGCGGGGAGGGAGAGAUGCUGUGGGCAAUGCAGCAUGUCGAGGGUUCUGACGUGGGGUAGGGACGCAGUUGGUCACGGGUCUGGUUUUUCAGAAGACGUGAGGGGUCUGGAUUUUUAAGAGGAAUUUUCUGUUUUUUAGAAUAGUGACUUGUGAUUGACUUUCUACAGCGCACACCAGCGCCAUGUGUCUUCACACACGCAAUUUCUGGGGUGUGCGUUUUGUAUUUAUCUCUCUCUGUAAAAGUACCCCCUUUCUAGGUGCCAUUCCUCCUCCUCCCUCUGCCGGCCUUGGAGCCUGGCGAGAUUCGUCUCCAGCACACAGGUCACCGUCUGGCCCCGAGCGCGGCGGCUGCCGGCACUGGGCACUGGCCGCUGGCCGCUGGCUGCUGUGUUCUCUGUUCCCCUCUGCUGGUGGUAGUGAAAGCGUGUGAAUCAGUGUGCAUUGAGUUCCAUUUUCCCCUCUUCUUGCCUCUUUUUUCACGUUCAGAACUCUCAGUGCCCAUGCAGUGGGCCACAGAAGGGAAACAUCUCUCAGCGCUUCGGGCUGCGCUGGCCACGUCCAGAACCAGCUUCUCCGGCCUGGGUUCCAGCUGCUCGCUGUCCCGUCGAGGAACCCGCCCUCUCUCCGUGAUGCCGGGGUUCUCGGGUCUUCCCUUGUAAUUCGUUCCCGUUUUCCUCUGGGCCUUAGAAGCCCUGACUAUGAACUGACUUAAUUCUUUCCCAAGGUCUCACUUGCGUGUUACUGGAAUGGGAUCUCUGUACAGUGCUGUGAAUUUUUACGGUGUUUAUCUUCUGGUGAGCUGUCUUUGUUCUGAUAGCCUUAGGUGGCCUAUUUGUUGUUUCUAAAUCUAAAAUCAUAGCUGCAAAGAUGUUUUUAUUAUGUAUUUCUAUUUCACUUUGUGUUAAAUACAAACAAAAUGUGACAAAUAUUUUUGAUAUUUCUUAAUUAGAUAUGCAGUUAAUUGUUAGUUUUAAACAUAUGCUCUCUUUUAGGAUAAGAGAACAUUGUAUUCUUGUUGGAAGCUAAAAGCUAGAUGGAAAAGAAUGGGUAUCUUGUCAUAUUUUUAUCACCUAAGCCACCUAUUACAUCAGUGUUUUUCAUAAUAUUAAAAUAUCUUUAAAUUCUUGAGAUAAACUUUAAUAACAAUAUAUAUUCUUUUAGUGUAUUUUUCCCUAUUUGCCAUAUAUCUGUAUAUUCAUAAAUAAAAUUCAUUUAUAUUA